Messenger RNA from Equus caballus (horse), 1764 nucleotides. Lineage: Eukaryota; Metazoa; Chordata; Mammalia; Perissodactyla; Equidae. The record is from RefSeq and is a predicted model, not a curated record.
AUGGCGGCGGGGCCUGUGGGCGAGGGAACAGAGCACCUGGCUACACGGAGCCUGCAGAGCUCAGCGCCUCCGCACCCAAGGACGGGCGCCGCCCGGAGCCCGGGGGUCUGCGCCCGCGGGGCCCGCCGUGGGAGCCCCGAGAACCCGGCGGCAGCCGAGAGCCGCGCCCCGCGCGGGGCUGGCCGCACGCUGCGCCCGAAGCCCACGGGGGCGCGCCGGCUUCUGGAGGAACGAGAACGGGCGCCCGGCGCCUUCCAAAGGGCUGGACUACGCGCGGCGACAGACGGACAGCGACCCCGCCAGCCAGGGCCCGGGAAACCACCCCGCGCGCGGCCCGCGCCCACGCCGGGCUCGCCCCAGGCGGGCAGCCCCGCUACCCCGGCCGUGCAGCCCGCGCGACCCGCACCGCCGGGAGAGGAGGGGACGGGGAGGGGCGGCGCCCGGCCCCGCCCCAACGUCCGCGCCGCGCUCCGCCCCAAACCACCGCGGCCUCCGCCCGGCACCUUACAGCGGCACCCCUCAAGCGCCGCGCCCGAGCGCGCACGCGCCGCACCGCCGCCCUGCCGCCGCCCGCCCGCAGCCAAUCAGCGGCCGCUCCGAGGACGCGGCACCGGAAGGCUCCGCGCGGCGCCGGAAGUGACGUGCCGGCGUGCUGACGCGCGGGCUCGAGCCGAGGCCGAUUCCGCGCCCGCCAUGGCCGACAAAAUGGACAUGUCUCUGGACGACAUUAUUAAACUGAACCGGAGCCAGCGAGGCGGCCGCGGCGGGGGCCGGGGCCGGGGCCGGGCUGGCUCCCAGGGCGGCCGCGGCGGCGGGGCGCAGGCCGCCGCGCGAGUGAACCGAGGCGGCGGGCCCAUCCGGAACCGGCCGGCCAUCGCCCGCGGCGCGGCGGGCGGCGGCGGCAGGAACCGGCCGGCGCCCUACAGCAGGCCGAAACAACUUCCUGACAAAUGGCAACACGACCUUUUCGACAGCGGAUUUGGGGGUGGUGCCGGCGUGGAGACGGGUGGGAAACUGUUGGUGUCAAAUCUGGACUUUGGAGUGUCUGAUGCUGAUAUUCAGGAGCUCUUUGCUGAAUUUGGGACACUGAAGAAGGCGGCCGUGCACUAUGAUCGCUCAGGCCGCAGUUUAGGAACAGCUGACGUGCACUUUGAACGGAAGGCAGAUGCCCUGAAAGCUAUGAAACAGUACAACGGUGUCCCUCUAGAUGGCCGCCCCAUGAACAUCCAGCUCGUCACGUCGCAGAUCGACCCACAGCGGAGACCUGCACAGAGUGUAAACAGAGGCGGGAUGACUAGAAACCGUGGUUCUGGAGGCUUCGGUGGUGGUGGCGGCACCCGGAGAGGAACCCGUGGAGGCAGCCGGGGCAGAGGCAGAGGCACCGGCAGGAGUUCAAAGCAGCAGCUUUCUGCAGAGGAGUUGGACGCCCAGCUGGACGCUUACAAUGCGAGAAUGGACACCAGUUAAACAGACCGGCAAAUCCGUGCAUGGGACAGGACCCAGACGUCUCGUCCGUGCUCCCUCACGGGAGGAGGGUGGCGGACUGGGGCUGUGUGGCCAAUGAUGGAUUUGUUUCUUUUAUGUUUUAAAAUAGGAUUUAAAACUCUUGUAAAGAUUUGUUUUUCUUUUUUUUUUUUUUAAAUUCUGAAACAGACCUGUUUUGUACCGAGUUAUUUUUGGGAUAAAUUUUACUGGUUGCUGUUGUGGAGAAGGUGGUGUUUUCACCUUUGCCAUAAUAAAAUAGAAAUGUGUGUAGAACUGGAA